ACAUUCGUCUUGUCAAAGUCUACCUCUCCUUUCAAGCCUGUCCCUCUCUAUCAGAGGCUCCCCAUCUGCUUCUGCCGGUUUUUGGUGUUUUGACGGUUUUUUUUUCAAUGAAGCGUGAAAGAGAGACUGACGUUGAUCAGGAGGAAGAUGGAGCUACUGCACCAGCUCGUCCAGUUGAGAUUGAUCCUCACAGCGAUGAGUUGAAUGGCAUUCGGAAGAAGUUUAAGAUCCCUGACUCUCCCGAAAACGGCGUGCUGUCGACGCUUGGUCACUACGGGGAGGAAGAGGAAGAAGAAGAGGAGGUGACGGUGAAAGAAAAGGUGUACGAGUACGAAAGUGACGAGGAGGCGGAGCGCAGCCGUGCGGGCCUACGGCGUGACAUUGAAUUGCGGAAAGAUUGUCCAUACUUGGAUACUGUCAACAGACAGGUGCUGGAUUUCGACUUUGAGAAAUUUUGCUCGGUCUCACUUUCCAAUUUGAAUGUGUACGCAUGCCUUGUGUGCGGGAAAUAUUUUCAAGGACGAGGCCGCAAGUCUCAUGCAUACACGCACAGCCUUGAAGCUGGUCAUCAUGUCUUCAUCAAUCUGCACACGGAGAAGGUUUAUUGUCUCCCAGAUGGCUACGAAGUGAACGACCCUUCUCUAGACGAUAUUCGACAUGUCUUAAAUCCUCGAUUCACAAGAGCACAGGCUGAGCAAUUGGACAAAAUCAAACAAUGGUCAAGGGCGUUAGACGGCUCAGAUUAUCUUCCAGGAAUGGUGGGCAUAAACAACAUCAAGGAAAACGACUUUGUUAAUGUUACCAUACAGUCUCUUAUGCGAGUUACCCCACUGAGGAACUAUUUUUUGCUUCCUGAGAACUACAAGCAUUGCAAAUCGCCGCUGGUCCAGCGCUUUGGUGAAUUGACAAAAAAAAUAUGGCAUACAAAGAAUUUUAAGGGGCAGGUCAGUCCUCAUGAGUUUUUGCAGGCGGUGAUGGUUGCAAGUAAGAAGAGGUUUCGAAUCGGUGUGCAAUCUGAUCCUGUGGAGUUCAUGUCAUGGCUUCUCAACACUCUUCAUACAGACCUUGGUGGCACUAAGAAGCGCAAUAGCAGUGUUAUUUACAAGUGUUUUCAGGGGGAACUGGAGGUUACCAAGGAGACUCAGAAGAAGGGGUUUGCUGAAGAACGCGAGGGUGAUGUGCCAUCUGGUGCAGAUGAUGGAGGAAAGUUGGAUACUACAGAUCUGCACAGGGAUGUUAGCAAAAUGCCAUUUCUUAUGCUGGGCCUUGACUUGCCCCCUCCUCCACUCUUUAAAGAUGUCAUGGAAAAGAACAUUAUACCCCAGAUUCCUCUUUUCAAUAUAUUGAAGAAGUUUGAUGGAGAAACGGUAACAGAAGUAGUCAGACCCCAGCUUGCCCGGAUGCGGUAUCGUAUUACCCGGUUGCCACAGUAUAUUAUUCUCCACAUGCGGCGCUUUACCAAGAACAAUUUCUUCAUGGAAAAGAAUCCAACUUUAGUGAACUUUCCUGUCAAAAAUUUGGAGCUAAAAGAUUACAUACCGUUGCCGAAAUCUAAGGAUGGUGAAAAACAACGUACGAAGUAUGACUUGAUUGCCAAUCUUGUCCAUGAUGGGAAACCAGGUGAAGGUUCCUACAGGGUUUUUGUUCAGCGCAAGUCAGAUGAAAUGUGGUAUGAAAUGCAGGAUCUUCACGUGAAUGAGACUUUGCCCCAGAUGGUGGCACUUUCGGAAACUUACAUGCAGAUAUACGAACAACAGCAAUAAUCUGUAUCGUACUAACGGAAUGUCGCAUAGGGAUGGGGUUUUGAUCGUGGAAAUUUGACAUUUGGUAUCCACAAAUUCUUUCUUCAGCAAAGGUCCCAGAUGAGUCUUGAUUAUCUGCUACCCAGCAUCACAAGUCGCAUUCACAUUGGAUAUCAACAGAACGCAUAGGUGUUCUCAUUUGGGGUUUCAAUUCCACUUCGAGUUGGUAUUCAGUGCUUUUGCUGGAGUUUAUCGUGAAGAGCAGAGAGGAAUGCCCACACAUUUCUUGACAUAGCUUGUCAUCGAACCUCCUCAGUGCGAAGAUAAUAGCAUUUCUCAAGUCUUUCCCAAUUCAUGUAGAAUGUUUUUAGUAGGCAUAUUGAUGCAAAAACCGAAUGCACCUUCUAAGCUUCACAAGCCGUGUAAAUUCUUGUGGAUAAACGUAACGGAAUCUUUGUCAACAAAUGUGCCCCUGAAGUAUUGCAUUGACAAGAGAAUAUAGGAACUAUUUUUAGAAAGUAGGCAUAUUGAAGUAACAACAAUUUAUUCAAACAAUUUCUUCGGAAAUGCCUUGCUUAUUUAAUUUACAUCAGAUUCUCUGAUGGUUCUUAAAAGAAUUUUUCUUUAAACUUGGAAUGCAAAAAACAGUUUAAUUGUAAACUCUAUUAUUCAA
Messenger RNA from Physcomitrium patens, 2415 nucleotides. The record is from RefSeq and is a predicted model, not a curated record. Lineage: Eukaryota; Viridiplantae; Streptophyta; Bryopsida; Funariales; Funariaceae.